Blepharisma stoltei is the source of this 759-nucleotide messenger RNA. The record is from the annotation of a GenBank genome assembly. NCBI's taxonomy places the organism in Eukaryota, Ciliophora, Heterotrichea, Heterotrichida, Blepharismidae.
AUGAAAGGAAGUGAGAAGUUAUAUUCAAAAGAUAAAGGAAUCAAAAAGAAUCUCACAAUCGAAAGUGAAAGCGUUGAUAAGGCAGAAAAGACAACAAACGAAUCAAUUGAUUUAAGCAAGUAAUCUCCAUAUAGACGUUUCGCUCAAUCGGAAAAUAAAGAAACUGAGCCAAGGAAAAAAUCACCACCAAGAGUUAGCCCAGCACCAAAAGUGUUCCCGAAUUUAAUUAAACCGAUAAAUGAAAAAGCGUGGGAAGAUAGCUCAAAAAGCAGCGCAAAGCAAGAUACUUCUCAAGAUGUCUCAAAUGUGUCACAGCAGCCUUUAAAGACUUUAUCAAAUUCCCCAAGGCUUUCGAAUCUUUCACCGAAACAGACAGAAAAAAUUGAAAUCAGCCAAAAACAGAUCCCAGCUGUAAAGCAGAAGGUUAUAAAAAGAAGACACUCGAAGUCAAUUGGAGGUGAGCUGAAAAAACCGAUAGAAGAGAUCAAAAUUAACUGAGAAAAAGAUAUGGAAAAAUUAACCAAAGAAGAAAUGUCCAUUAAAAAGUCGCUAAAUCAGCUUGACAUGAAGUUUAAAGCAAUAAAAUCAAAAUCCACCAAAAGCCAGUCUCCAUUGAAAAUCGGUAAAGAAGAUAAAGAACAAAAAGAAAUCCAAAAAUCGCUAUUACAGAUUGAUGCGCUGCUAAAAAGGAUUUCUAAUAAAUACAAAGAAAAGCCUAAUAAAAAGGUAUCGCCUUCUCGAAUCCUAAGAAAAGCUUAA